This is a messenger RNA of Cervus elaphus (red deer), 900 nucleotides long. Its product is annotated as F-box only protein 27-like. Lineage: Eukaryota; Metazoa; Chordata; Mammalia; Artiodactyla; Cervidae. Gene Ontology annotation, biological process: glycoprotein catabolic process; SCF-dependent proteasomal ubiquitin-dependent protein catabolic process. The coding region runs from base 1 to 900 and encodes 299 amino acids. The record is from RefSeq and is a predicted model, not a curated record. Gene Ontology annotation, cellular component: SCF ubiquitin ligase complex; cytoplasm. The transcript has a single exon. Gene Ontology annotation, molecular function: ubiquitin protein ligase activity; protein binding.
AUGCAGGCAGCCGCAGCCGCGGGGCCUGGCGAGGAGACCACGAGGGCCUCAGCCUCCCGGGGCCUGCCCGCCUGUACUCCCGCUUCCGACCCCGACCCCGAGCCCGAGCCCGAGCCCGAGCCCGAGGAGGCGCCCGGCUUAAGCCAAUUGCCCAUCGAGAUGCUCCUGGAAGUGCUGAGCUACCUGCCCGCCAGCGUGCUGCUCGGCCAAUGCCGCCACGUGUGCCGCUACUGGCGCUCCCUGGUGGACACCCGGGCCGUGUGGCUGAGCAUCUUGCCCUACAGCCACGCCAAGCUGUGGCCCGUCUUCCGCACCUGCCUGCCCCCAGACGACGAUGACGACCCCAGGCCCUGCCUCCUGGGCCGCUUCUGCGAGCGCAGACCUUUAGGACGCAAUCUCUACCCGAACCCCCGUGGCAUAGACGCCUUCCUGCCUUGGAGGACAGUCAACUGUAGAAGCUGGAGAGAGGAGGAAAGCUGGGAGGAAGACCGCAGGCUAGUUCCCGAGGACUCUUUCCGGGCUUUCUACAGGUGGUGUUCCAAGAAGCAAGUGUUGGACCUGGAGAAGGAGGGUCUAUGGCCGGAACUCCUGGAUAGUGGAAAGAUUGAGAUUUGUGUCUCUGCCUGGUGGGCAGACCAAGAAGCCUUGGUCUGUCUGUAUGAGCUAAUUGUGCGACUUCUAGAUGCCAAGCAGGCCAAGCUACAUCAUUUCUUUCCUAGUCCAAUCCAUCAAGGUAGAACCAGUAUCCCUUUUAAGACCAACCACGUGUUCUCCAACCUCAAGAAGGGCGUCCGCUUUGUGUCUCUGGAACACUGGAUUUGGGACAUGGGGUUCCUGCCUGAGGACUAUGGAAUCACUGUGCCCAAGGCCAGUGUGAUUGUACGGGUCUGUCAACUCUAG